UCCCGAACGGAAUUAAUUCGGAAUCAGUCACACCGUGGGGUUUCUAGGGGCGCGUCGAGCGUGUUCGCUGUAUCGUGCGGGAAAGAGCACGCCCUUUCGCACAAGUCCAGCACAAGACUUCGACGUGCCGCCAGGAUUCAGUCGCCGAUGGAGACCUUGCUCUUGUCAAUUCUGACAUGUUCCCUAGUGCUGGUACCAGCGCUGAAAAUCGUCGAACUCAGGGUACCGUCCAAGGUCGCAGCUGGCACGACAGUGACUUUGGACUGCCUCUUUGACCUCGAAGGCGACGCUCUCUACACUGUCAAGUGGUUCAAGAACGCCGAGGAAUUCUACCACUUCAUGCCCAUUUCCGUGCCACCUCGAAAGUUGUUCCCUGUCGCAGGCAUAAGCGCUAGCCUCACAGAGGAAAGCAAUUCAUCCGUGACUUUAGACAACGUAAACAGCUCUGCAUCUGCACUGUACAAAUGCGAAGUAUACAGCGACGCACCGUCGUUCCUCAUGGUUGGAGAUUACAGAGGUCUGCUGGUGGUGGAGCCACCGGACUCGCCUCGACGCCUCCAAGUCGUAGAGACAACCAGCAGAAGUGUGACGUUGGAAUGGACUGCACCGAACGCGAGCAACGAGGUCAUCACAAGCUACAAAAUCCAGCACAAGGAGCAUGAAUCAGCAAAUUGGAACUUCGCGUCUGUCAACCUCACCGUGCCAGGGAAUGAGACAACGGCAGUCGUGAGUGACCUCAAGCCAUACACGACGUACGACUUUAGGGUUUUCGCCGAGAGCGCCCUGGGUAGGAGCAACGCCAGUGACCCUGUUAAUGCCACCACUUCCGAAGAAGCGCCCGGCGGCCCACCAACCAAUGUUUCUGCUCAAGCACUUGGCCUGCAGUCGGUGAAAGUAACGUGGAAGCCUCCUAGCAAGGAUCUUCAUUUCGGCGCCAUCCGAGGCUACUACGUAGGCUACCGGCCUGCGGCAGCUUCGCCUGCUCCAUUCCAGUACGUAACGAUCCACGCUAGCGACCAAAAGAACGAGGAGCGCCUUUUGACGUCACUGUCGCCGUCCACGCGCUACGGCAUCGUCGUUCAGGCGUUCAAUGGCCAGGGUGCUGGACCGCGGUCGGCUGAGGUUGUCGUUGAAACGCACGGCUUUGUCCCUCCAACUCCUACACAGCUUAGUGUUGUCAGCACAUCAGCAACGUCGGUGACGCUGGAAUGGAAACGGCCGGCCGGCGACUUGAACCCGGUGGAAGGUUACCACGUGCUCCACACGGUAGAGGCAAGCGGUGACGAGUGGACCGAGACGCACGUGCGGGGCAACAGGCAUUCGCUCACGAUUGGCCAACUGAAGUGUGGCUCCACCUACCGGUUCGCCGUCCGCGCCUACAAUGACGCCGGCACCGGCAACGUCAGCGACGCCAUUAUCGUCAAUACCAAGGGUGCCCCUCCCACGGCGCCGCCGGACGCCAUAUUGGCGGUGCUACCAUACAUGAGACAGGCCUUGGUCCUGACGCGUACGUGGCACAACGGCGGCUGCCCCAUCGAGAGGUUCACGGCCCGGUACCGACACCAGCGGGACAAGGUGUGGACCAUGCUAGAGGCAGAGCAGUCUCAGAGUGAGCCGCGUCUCGAGUUACGCGGCUUGUCGCCGGCUAACUCCUACAAGGUCGUGGUGACAGCGAGUAACAACGCAGGCACCACCGAGGCAGAGUACGAAUUCACCACGCUCACCGAUUCCUCAGAAAAACAUCUGAAGCUACACGUUCCACCAUUUGCUCUGCCUGGUGCAACGGUUCGCCUGGACUGCUUUCAAGACUUCGGAAACAUUGCGGCGCAAACCGUGAGGUGGUUCAAGGAUGGUCAAGAGUUCUAUCAAUUUGUGCCGACAGAGGUACCUAGCCUAAAGACAUUCGACGUGGAAGGAGUUAACGUCAAUACAUUGCAGUCGACUGCCAGGCCUGUCUACAUUGAGAAACUCAACGCGUCGUCAGCCGGCACGUACAGCUGCGAAGUCAGCUCCGAAACGUCUCUCAUCCGCACCGUUGCAGGAAAGGAGCUCGUGAUUGCCGAACGGCUACCCGCAAUGCCCCGUAUCGUAACCGACAGAGACGCCUACCACAUCGGUGACACCGUGAAGCUGAGCUGCGUUGGGGUUAGGUCCAAGCCGUCUCCUGCGCUUUCUGUGUUCGUUAAUGACCAGCUCGUGAACGACACCAACACCAGACUGGAGGUACAUCCCGACGGGCUACCCACUGUCAGCAUUGAGACCGCCUUCACGCUGGGGCAAGAGGACGUGAAAGGUGGCCACGUACGAGUUAGGUGCGAAGCCCUGUUCUCGGACGCUUUUGCGGCGACAGUUGAGGAUAACAUUCGUGUCGAGCCACGGUGGAUGCUGUCGGGAACCUCCUCUCCGAAAGACCCGUGUAUCGAGAAGGCAUCGACAAUCUUCAAAAGAGCGUGGGUAUAUUUUUCUGAAGCUCACGACGACUCGAUCGGAAACGGUAAUCUGACAUUUUCAACUGUUCAAUAAAUGCUGGUGGCCGACAUAUCAGUCACUUUCACAAGUUUACUUCUA
Dermacentor silvarum is the source of this 2568-nucleotide messenger RNA. RefSeq names its product Down syndrome cell adhesion molecule-like protein 1 homolog. Gene Ontology annotation, molecular function: protein binding. Bases 148 to 2523 code for a protein of 791 amino acids. Lineage: Eukaryota; Metazoa; Arthropoda; Arachnida; Ixodida; Ixodidae. The record is from RefSeq and is a predicted model, not a curated record. The transcript is spliced from 13 exons.